AAAAAAACAAACAAAAUCAAAACAAAAAUGGGUGGAAAACAGGGAAAUUAGAAAAGAAACAUUUUUAGACAAAAAACAUACCCUCCAAAACUUACGAAAGGAUUAAUCAAAUUGAAAUCGACAAUAAGUUUGCAUUUCUGUUCGCAAUUUUGCCCAGGGUUUCUUCCACAAAUCCACCAUUCAAGCAAAGGAAGCUACAGUAUCAUCCAAUUUCGCUAUUACAUUUUAAUUUUAAUCAGGUAUCUAUUUAAAGUGAGGAUAUUGAGUUCUGUAUUAGUAUUUUCUCCAAUGGCCACUUCGGAGGGUCUUUUGCAAAUUUUCUGUGGAACUUUACCUUAUCGUCCUGGAACUAGAACUCACGUAAGCAAUUACAACUCAUCAGUCUUUUCGACGUCUCGCAGAAAAUGUGUUCUGAAACGGGGUUUAAGAUGUAUUCAAGCUUUGCAAUGCUCCAGUAUGCAAAAGGUUAAAUUUCGGUUUGGAGUUCUGAAUGGUGGCUUGUAUGAAGCUGCAACAUGUCGCCGAUGUAGGUCCUCGAUCUUCUGCUGUGAAUCUGCUGAAAGAGUGAAAGGCUCAGCUCCAGUUGAUGGUAAUAGAACCUGGUAUGUUGAUAAAGCACACAAACAUCAUACAAUUAGUAGUUUGGUGAAUGGGUCAAAUACUCUGGAAGAUGUUCAGCAGUUGCAAGGUAAAAGAGAAGUUACUGUAAAGGACGAUACCACUGACCCUAUUGAGGAGGAAGCAUGGGCCCUCUUGCGAGAAUCUGUUGUCAAUUACUGUGGCAGCCCUGUAGGAACAAUUGCUGCUAAUGACCCUACAAGUUCUGAUGCCUUGAAUUAUGAUCAGGUUUUCAUAAGAGAUUUUAUACCUUCUGGAACAGCUUUUCUUCUGAAAGGGGAGUAUGAUAUUGUGCGCAACUUCCUCCUUCACACACUUCAGUUGCAGAGCUGGGAGAAAACAAUAGAUUGUCAUAGUCCUGGUCAAGGAUUGAUGCCUGCUAGUUUCAAGGUUCGUACUGUUCCUCUGGAUGGUGAUGAUUCUGCGACGGAAGAGAUUUUGGAUCCUGACUUUGGAGAGGCAGCUAUUGGGCGUGUGGCACCUGUUGAUUCUGGGCUUUGGUGGAUUAUACUGUUACGUGCCUAUGGAAAAUGCUCUGGAGAUCUGUCUCUUCAGGAGAGAGUUGAUGUGCAGACUGGAAUUAAGAUGAUCUUGAGAUUAUGUCUUGCAGAUGGCUUUGAUAUGUUCCCAACCUUGUUGGUUACUGAUGGUUCGUGCAUGAUAGACCGUCGUAUGGGAAUUCAUGGGCAUCCUUUAGAAAUACAGGCACUUUUUUAUUCUGCAUUGCGUUGUGCUCGUGAAAUGCUUGCUCCAGAAGAUGGAUCAGCAGAUCUUAUACGUGCAUUGAAUAAUCGUUUGGUUGCAUUGGCAUUUCAUAUCAGAGAAUAUUAUUGGAUUGAUAUGAAGAAACUCAAUGAGAUAUAUCGUUAUAAGACUGAAGAAUACUCAUAUGAUGCUGUCAACAAAUUUAAUAUCUACCCUGAUCAGAUCUCUCCUUGGCUAGUAGAAUGGAUGCCAGGGAAAGGAGGUUAUCUAAUUGGUAACUUGCAACCAGCACACAUGGAUUUUCGAUUUUUCUCUCUGGGUAAUAUUUGGUCUGUGGUAAGUGGCCUGGCAACGAAGGAUCAGUCCCAUGCCAUAUUGGACCUCAUUGAAACCAAAUGGACAGACCUUGUGGCUGAUAUGCCUUUAAAGAUAUGCUAUCCUGCUCUUGAAGGUCAGGAAUGGCAAAUUAUCACUGGCUCUGAUCCCAAGAAUACACCCUGGUCCUAUCACAAUGCUGGCUCCUGGCCGACAUUGCUUUGGCAGCUCACUGUUGCAUGUAUCAAGAUGAAUAGACCUGAAAUAGCUGCUAGGGCUGUUCGUAUUGCUGAGAAACGCUUAUCACAGGAUAAGUGGCCUGAAUAUUAUGACACUAAAAGAGCAAGGUUUAUUGGUAAGCAAGCCCGGUUAUUCCAGACUUGGUCAAUCGCAGGAUAUCUUGUUGCAAAGCUGCUCCUUGACAACCCCAAUGCCGCCCAGAUGCUAAUAAGUGAUGAGGAUUCUGAACUUGUCAAUGCUUUUUCUUGCAUAAUUGCUGCUAAUCCUAGAAGAAAACGUGGUCAAAAAAGUUCGAAGAAGACGUUCAUAGUAUGAACUAUGAAAUAAGAGUAGCUUUCAUCUGGUGUUAUUACUUGGGAGAGUACAACAAUUUAACAAAUAUUGUUCUAGCUGUGCCCGGUCAUCAAUUAAUUUGUUGAACUGCCCAUUACUCUCAUUGAAUUCAUUUGGUUUCCAAGUUCUAUUCACUAAUCCUUGGCCGUGUGGCGUCUGGAUGCACGAGUCGUAUUGGAUAUGUAGACAAGCUUAUUCACCUAUUACAUGUAUAUUAUUGUGUGUAGUUUUGGAUAUGUAAAUCAUGGAGAAGUACCUGAUUACUAUGUAAAUAUGGCAUAUGCUCUGAAUAUCAUGUGGAUUUCUUCAAUUCCAACACUUUGAAGGUUGUCUAUGAAUUCUCCUUAAUGGUGUGUUUGGA
Messenger RNA from Spinacia oleracea (spinach), 2572 nucleotides. RefSeq names its product neutral/alkaline invertase 3, chloroplastic. The transcript is spliced from 7 exons. Gene Ontology annotation, cellular component: chloroplast. The record is from RefSeq and is a predicted model, not a curated record. Bases 289 to 2193 code for a protein of 634 amino acids. Gene Ontology annotation, biological process: sucrose catabolic process. NCBI's taxonomy places the organism in Eukaryota, Viridiplantae, Streptophyta, Magnoliopsida, Caryophyllales, Amaranthaceae. Gene Ontology annotation, molecular function: sucrose alpha-glucosidase activity; endo-alpha-N-acetylgalactosaminidase activity.